AUGGGAUUAUGCCAGUCUGCAGAGGACAAAGAGUUGACUCUCAAGUCGAAAGCCAUCGACAAGGAAAUGAUGGCAAAUCAUAUGUCACAGGCGAAAGUUGUCAAACUUUUGCUUCUUGGAGCCGGAGAAUGUGGAAAGAGUACAGUACUCAAACAGAUGAGGAUUCUCCACGAUCACGGAUUCACAGCUGAAGAAUCGGAACAACAAAAGAGUGUUGUAUUCAAUAACACUCUUCAGGCAAUGAUUUCAAUAUUGAAAGGAAUGGAAUCUCUUCGAAUGACUUUUGAUAAACCAAUCAGAGAGAAUGACGCGAAAUUUGUAAUGGAGGCUCACAAAAUGCUCCAGGAGGCGAAAGUGUUCCCAGAAGAAUUAGCAAACGCACUUCAAGCAUUAUAUUCGGACAAAGGGAUUCAGACGGUCAUGGCAAAAGGAAACGAGUUCCAAAUGCCGGAGAGUGCACCACAUUUUCUUGGCAGUCUUGAUCGAAUCAAAUUGCCGGACUACACUCCAACAGAGCAGGAUAUCCUUUUGUCUAGAAUCAAGACAACUGGAAUCGUUGAGGUCAAAUUCCAAAUGAAGAGUGUCGAUUUCAGAGUUUUCGAUGUCGGAGGUCAACGAUCCGAGCGUAAGAAGUGGAUUCAUUGUUUCGAAGAUGUCAAUGCAAUUAUCUUCAUUGCGGCCAUCUCGGAGUACGAUCAAGUUUUGUUCGAAGAUGAGACUACGAAUCGUAUGAUCGAAUCAAUGCGCUUGUUUGAAUCAAUCUGCAAUUCCCGCUGGUUUAUCAACACUUCAAUGAUUCUCUUCUUAAACAAAAAAGAUUUGUUCGCUGAGAAAAUCAAGCGAACCUCGAUCAAAAGUGCAUUCCCAGACUACAAAGGAGCCCAAACCUACGAUGAGUCGUGUCGAUACAUUGAGGAGAAGUUUGACGGAUUGAAUGCGAAUCCAGAGAAGACGAUAUACAUGCAUCAGACGUGUGCAACGGAUACGGAUCAGGUUCAGAUGAUUCUCGACUCCGUAAUCGAUAUGAUUAUCCAGGCCAACUUGCAAGGAUGCGGUUUGUACUGA
Molecule: messenger RNA, 1065 nt
Organism: Caenorhabditis briggsae
Lineage: Eukaryota; Metazoa; Nematoda; Chromadorea; Rhabditida; Rhabditidae
Gene: Cbr-gpa-3
Product: Protein CBR-GPA-3
Exons: 6
Coding region: 1-1065 (354 amino acids)
Biological process (GO): adenylate cyclase-modulating G protein-coupled receptor signaling pathway
Cellular component (GO): heterotrimeric G-protein complex
Molecular function (GO): GTP binding; G-protein beta/gamma-subunit complex binding; GTPase activity
Source: RefSeq, a predicted model, not a curated record